AGUGUCAAACGGAUGAACCUGUGCUUCCAUUCUUUGCCAAUGACUUGGCUGAAUUACUGAAGAAUUUGCUGAGGCGAUUCAUCAAGCGAGAGCUACUGACUGAUGUCACACCUCAGCACUUGGUACGGCUUGAUGUCACUGACAAGCAGUCGAGGGUGCAUCCAAAGGCAGUGGACAUCGGCAUUGGUGCAGAGACUGCCAUAAAGGAACUCCAACAGCGGAGUAAAUCCUCAGAGGAACUUUCCAUCCUACAUUUUCAAAACCAAUGCAUGGAGUGUCUAUCCAAAAUGGUCCAGAAGAUUCAGGAGAGGAGCCCUUUGAAGUUUCCGAUUGUUAGACAAUUAACUUGUCUGAACCCAGCCUUUAUGUACAGCAACCCUGAACUGUGUCAGAAACAGAUGAAGAGCAUAGUCAGGAAGUUUCUACAAGACAGACAGUUGGAUGGAGGAGUUGCUGCUGGUGAUCUGAUCACCCAGAAGUUCUCAGAGAUGCUGUCCCUGGAGGUCCGAACUGAAGAAUUUCAGUCCUUCCAGCCAUUCAAGAAAAGACUGGAUGUCUUUCUAAGCAACAUCAUCAGUGAGACCUACCCACAACUUUGGUCCUUUAUCCAGAAGCUUCUACUUCUAUCACACGGGCAGGCAACAGUUGAGCGGGGCUUUUCAGUGAACAAAGAAAUUGAAACUGCUAACAUUCACGAAGACACCGUUGUAGCGCAGAGAAUCGUCUGUGACUACAUCUCUCUCCAUGGAGGGGUUACCAAGGUCCCCCUCACGCCAGCCCUGCUUUCCUCGGUCUCAUCUUCCAGAGCAAGAUAUAGAAUUCAUCUUGAGACGGAGAGAAAAAAGAGAGAAUCUCAAGCAGAGUCAGAAAAACGAAAGGCCAUUGAGGAGAACCUGGAGCAACUGAGAAAGCACAGAAGAUCCAUCAAGGAGGUAGCCGAACAUCUGCUCAGGGAUGCUGAUAAGUUGGCAGACCAGGCUGAAGCCAAGCAAGCAGGCAGCAAGAUGGCGGAGCUAAUAGCAAAAUCGAAUGCCUUUAGAAGGAGCCACAAGGAAAAGAUGGCUGAACUCAUUAAACUGGACGAACAGAUUGCUGCCAAAAGAGCUGAGCUCCAAAAGCUGUAGGAUCUAUUGAAAUGCACACAGGCACACCCACAGACGAAUGCAGGCACACGCACACACAAACACACACACACGUACACCCCUCACAGUUAUUGUUUUAAAUGGUUCUUAAAUUAAUGACUUAAAUACAGUGUAGACAGGCUGUAGGUUACUUUGGGAAAAAACAUCCAUACAAAGGCGCACCCACAGACGUGUGCAUGUGCAUACAUGCACUCCUCACACAGUUAUUGUGUUUAAAUAUGGUGAAUGUUAUGUUGAAGCAGAUCUUUGAAAGCUGUUGUCCUCAGAGCAUAUUGUUCAUUAAAGUUAUUUAUUUGAU
Eleginops maclovinus (Patagonian blennie) is the source of this 1440-nucleotide messenger RNA. RefSeq lists its product as uncharacterized. Bases 270 to 1124 code for a protein of 284 amino acids. The record is from RefSeq and is a predicted model, not a curated record. NCBI's taxonomy places the organism in Eukaryota, Metazoa, Chordata, Actinopteri, Perciformes, Eleginopidae. The transcript has 5 exons.